Molecule: messenger RNA, 1725 nt
Organism: Phytophthora infestans T30-4
Lineage: Eukaryota; Oomycota; Peronosporomycetes; Peronosporales; Peronosporaceae
Product: aspartyl/glutamyl-tRNA(Asn/Gln) amidotransferase subunit B
Exons: 5
Coding region: 1-1725 (574 amino acids)
Biological process (GO): mitochondrial translation; glutaminyl-tRNAGln biosynthesis via transamidation
Molecular function (GO): glutaminyl-tRNA synthase (glutamine-hydrolyzing) activity
Source: RefSeq, a predicted model, not a curated record
AUGGCUCAAGUGGCAGCUAAUGGCGCCCGUCAGCCGCUGCUGCAGCUACUGCGAGGUCCGAGCGGCAAACUUUGGGAGGUCUGCAUUGGUCUAGAGGUUCAUGCGCAGGUGCUGAGCCGCUCCAAGCUUAUGAGCGGCUCCGCAGCGUCCACACUGUCGUCUGCACGACCCAAUCGCAACGUCAGCUUCUUCGACGCGGCGCUACCAGGCACGCUGCCAGUCAUUAACCGUGAAUGCGUGCACCAAGCCAUCCGCAUGGGUCUCGCAGUGGACGCCACGGUGCAUCCGCGCAGUUUAUUCGAGCGUAAACACUAUUUCUACUGCGAUCUGCCACUGGGAUACCAGUUGACACAACAGCGGGCGCCAGUAGCGUCUGGAGGUGCGCUGCACUUCGAGUUGCCAGAAUCCGCCGUGGUAAGUGAACACGGAGGUGCACAUAGUGACGAGGCCACAUUCGAUGCGUCUAAGUACAAGUCUAGAAAAGAGAAAAACGAGGCACUGAAGAAGUGGAAAGCCAAACAAGCCAAGAAGCAGCAGGAUGUGAUCUCGAGGAGUGUACGUAUCACACGAAUUCAGAUUGAGCAGGACUCGGGUAAAAGCAACCAUGACUUGGAGGAUGACAGUACAGUAGUGGACCUGAACCGUGCUGGUACGGCGUUGUUGGAGAUUGUGAUGGAGCCGGACCUUCGCAGUCCCGUUGAAGCGGGCCAAGUCAUGCGUCAACUGCAGCAUCUACUGCGUCAUUUGGACGUGUGCGAUGGAAACAUGGAGGAAGGCUCUAUGCGUUGUGAUUUAAACGUAAGUGUGCGGCCGACGAACCUUGGAGCGGAGGCCGAUGUGGAGUCACUUCACAACGCCCUGACGGCCAGAACUGCUGCUCCUUUCGGAGAGAGAGUGGAGGUGAAGAACAUGAACAGUAUCCGCAACAUGAUGCGAGCAGCAGAAUACGAAGCCAGGAGACAAAUCGCGUUGAUUGAAGAGGAAGGCGGUGAGGUGCAUCGGGAGACGCGCUCGUUCGAUGCUGUCACUGGAGAAACCAAACGUAUGCGUUCAAAGGAGGGGGCCAAGGACUAUCGUUUCUUCCCCGAGCCAGACCUUCCUCCUCUUGUUUUCUCGGAGAAACUUAUCCAGGAGAUCAGUGAGAGGAUGCCCGAACUCCCUGAAGCACUGAAAGAGCGUCUAUGUGCACAGUACGAUCUCACGUCGUACGAAAGUUUGGUGCUGGUGAACGAGCCUGGAGCUGCGCCCUACUUCGAGACAGUUGCAGCUCAGAACUCUCGACCUUCCAAGGUGGUUGUGAACUGGGUGCUGAACGAUUUAUUCGGACACUUGAAGGCAGUCAACGGCGACAUUGCCAGCUCUCCCGUUACAGCUACGGAGCUUGGCGCAUUGAUUGAUCUCAUUCAGGACGGUACGAUCUCUGGUAAGAUCGCCAAAGACGUAUUAGAGCUCAUGUUCUACGAGAACGAGCCGAAGAAGACACCAUUGCAGAUUGUGGAGGAGAAGGGAUGGAAGCAGAUUCAAGACCCCGAAGAGAUCCGUGCACUCUGCCGAGCUGUGCUCGAUGACCCAAAAGCGAAGAAGAACCUGGACGCGUAUUGGAAAGGAAAGACUCAGCUCUUCGGCUUCUUUAUCGGUCAGGUGAUGAAGCAAUGUGGGGGUCGGGUGCAUCCAGAGCUUGCAAACAGCAUCAUGCAGGAGAUCCUGGAGGAGCACAAACAAUAG